Messenger RNA from Spodoptera litura, 4030 nucleotides. RefSeq names its product p21 (RAC1) activated kinase 3 (gene Pak3). Gene Ontology annotation, molecular function: ATP binding; protein kinase activity. The record is from RefSeq and is a predicted model, not a curated record. Gene Ontology annotation, biological process: protein phosphorylation. NCBI's taxonomy places the organism in Eukaryota, Metazoa, Arthropoda, Insecta, Lepidoptera, Noctuidae.
UUGACAGAUGAUAAAGUGGCCGCCGUCCCAAGGAUCCGUCCGUGUUAAAGCCACUCCUAUCAUAGCUAAAUCCAAAUUCCGCCUUUGCUAAUAAGAGUCUUACAAGCAAUGCAGAUUUUGUGUUUGAAAUACGUGACAGUGAUAUGGCUUAAUUGUUAAUAGACAAUCAGUUAUCAAUCAAAAUGAGUGGGCGAUCGAGCCGUGGUGUGUUUGGGAAACUCUUCUCAAAAAAGACUCCCAGAGAGAGAGAAGAGCGAGUGACUGACAUCGGUAUGCCUACAGACGUUAAACAACAUAUUCAUGUUAGUAAGAACUCAGAAACUGGUAUGUUGGAAGGAUUACCAACGUCUUGGUUGCGAUUGUUAAACACACAGAUUACACCAGCCGAACAAAAUGAGAACCCAGAUGCGGCCAUCCAGGCUGUCAAGUUCCAUAUGUACACAAUCAAAAAGGAGAAAGCACCUGAUGAGCCGUUCAAGCCAUUCCUCACUGACGAGGCAAUCACUGAAGAAAAUAAAGAAAUAGAGGAGUUGCUAGUUCAUAAGAAUCAGAAAAACCAGAGUCAGGAUUCAGACCUGUCAAUAGGACAAAGUAGCGAGGAGGAGGUUGGCAUCAAUGACAUAUACUCGCAGAGACAAACCAUGCCCGCUGCACCCAUCAAAACCGGCAUGAAGAAAAAGGAUGCAAUGAUGGACUUGACAGCUGUGGUGGAAGAUUUAAGUCUGAUUGGUAAUGACCCAGAGGAAAGUCCCAUACUGCGAAAGAAGGAGCUGAGAUAUGCUACACUGACUGAUGAAGAAAUAUAUGAAGAACUGCGUAAGAUAUGCAACAAGGACGAUCCUUAUGUACGGUUUGAAAGGAUAAAGCAGCUUGGGGCUGGUGCAUCAGGUGUGGUGUUCGUCGCGAUAGACAGUAAGGACAACUCCAAAGUUGCCAUCAAGGACAUCGACCUCACCAAGCAAAGCAAGAAGGAACUAAUACUCAAUGAAAUAAACGUGUUGAAGGGAUUCAACCACAAGAAUCUGGUCAAUUUUCUGGACGCGUUCCUCAGUUACGAUCACCUGUGGGUCGCUAUGGAACUGCUCGACGGAGGCUCCCUCAACUACGUCGUCACUGAAGUCGUCAUGAAGGAAGGCCAGAUAGCUGCCGUGUGUCGUGAAACCCUUCAGGCCAUUGCCUUCCUGCACUCCAAAGGCACAAUACACAGGGAUAUUAAGUCUGACAAUGUCCUGCUCGGUAUGGACGGCACUGUCAAAGUUACAGACUUUGGAUUCUGCGCCAACAUAGUAGGCGAUGAGAAACGACAAACUAUGGUCGGCACGCCUUACUGGAUGGCACCUGAAGUCGUCACCAGGAAGCAAUAUGGUAAAAAGGUUGAUGUGUGGUCGUUAGGUAUUAUGGGGAUCGAAAUGAUUGAAGGCGAGCCACCUUACAUGAAAGAGUCUCCGUUGCGUGCUUUAUAUCUUAUCGCUGCAGUAGGGCGGCCUAAAAUCCCUAGGUGGGAAAAGUUAACACCACACUUCCAGGACUUCCUAGAUAAAUGUUUACAAGUGGAUGUAGAUUUACGAGCCGCGGCGGACGAACUCCUAAGGCAUCCGUUCCUUGAUUGUGCCAUGGAACUGAGGACACUGACGCCCCUCAUCAAGGCCGCUCACAACGUCCACCGCAAGAACCACGACUGAGACUGGUAACUGUUUCAUUCCUUCUUCAUUUUUACGUGUAUUUCACUUUUAUAGCCUUUUACAAUUUGUAUGCUCUUUAUGAAUGUAAUGAAAUGACUGUAAUGAAGUGCCAAGUUUUGCAUAGUAUUUACAAGGUUACGACUAAUGGACAAUAUACGCCAGUAGGUACGCGGCAUUUCAACAAUGUUUAAUUAAAAAAGGAUUUGCGGAGGACGGAAGCAUUCUGUAUUAGCAUAGUUUAUUCCUAGAUAGAGCUACACAUUUUUCGUUGUACGCAUUUAGAAUAAAAUCGCAAGAUAUUAAUUUCGACAGCACUAAGCGCGUAUAGCUUUUGUCUUAUCUUUAGACUCGUAUAGAUACCGUAUCUCCAACUGAUAUAGAUAUUCACACAUCACACUAAAGUGUUCCCCUAAUGAAAUGUUCGAGGGUUACGUAUGAAAUCUUUAAUUUUUGUACAAGAAAAUGCCAUAAUUAUCCAAUAUGAAUUGAUUUUACAAGUUUUAGGCUAAUCGGCUUAGGAUUUAGUUACUUAAUAAGAAUGUAGUCUGUCCAAAUUAAGUAUUUUUCUAUUGUAAGGAAACAGUUUUUGGUAACAUUUUGAACGUAUUUGAAUUAGUUUUUGGAAAUCGUGCAGUUUUAUGAAGAGAUGUCAUUCUUGACUCUCUGGCCACUGUGGGACAUUACAGAGCCAUGAAAAGUAAUAUGUAUUUUUAUAAACUACAAAAUAUAUUUAAGGUUUUUAACAAUCAGGUUAAGGUGGCCACACAAAUACGUUUUGUUUUUUAAGGUACUUUUUGAUAAAAUAAGUGAUUGGUGCACAGUUAGGCUAUUACCAAAAAUGUACAUACGAAAUAACUUUUUAGCUAGUCGUAAUCAUUUGCAAUGUUAUUUUUGUAAUUUAUAUUUUACCGGUUCAACCAAAUGCAACAGUUUAGGACGCGGUGUCACAUUCCUGCAGCAUUCUCGUACUUCUUAUGAAAAUGUAUUCCGUGGAAAAGUAUUCUAUAUUCUACUUUAAUAUAAAACUAACGACAAAAAAUUAAGACUGUUUUACAGUACUGCAUUUUGAGAAUAGUAUUAGCCAUUCUUUAUAGAUAAAUAGGUACUGAUGAGAGCACAAUAGGACAGUACACCGUGGCGGCGUGUCGACUAACAUUAUAAAAUAUAUUCAAGCAUCGAACACUCGUUUAUAUUUAUAUUCCUCAUUGUACUAUAACAGGGACAUUGCCUCCAUUAGACACUGGAAUAAUUUUCAAACAAAUUAUUUCAGUAAACGUACUUGUGCUCAAACUUCGGGAAUUUGACGAUGUUUUAUGUAUUAUAAAAAUUAACUUUAUUUUGUUAAAGGUACAGCAUAUGUUGCUAUGCGAAUUUAAAAAAUAGUCUGGUCAUGGUAAAUAAGGAAAUGUUUAGCGCUAUUAUUAUGUGUAUUGCAAAUAUGUUGUGCUACUUCUAUGUGGUGUAUUGUAGGAUAAUUCGUUUGCUAACUGUUAUGGUGUUCAAUUGUUUUAUGCUAUCUUUCUCAUAAUGUGUUUAUUCGUCAAUCAGUGUUGCCAUACUCAACAGUUUACGUGAGUUUUUUUAUCUCUCUUGAACCUUCAAUACACCUUUGAGUUAUACUCAUAAGAAUAUUAGCGUGUAUAUGAAUAAUAGGCAAUGUAACAGCUUCAACUCCCCGAGUGAUAUUACUUUGGAUCAUGUUCAUUGAUACUUCUCUAUCAUCUUCGUUUUCAUACAUUUCAAACGGUGCAAUAUACUGUAAUUACUCUUCAAAAGGACAAAAUGUAUUUUGAGAUUGUUUUAGUAUUAUAUCAGUAUCUUAUGUUUGUUACUAAGUUCACAUACACUCGAUCCGUCGUAGCUUAUGGGAGACAUCAGUUUUAUAAUAAUAUCUCUGCCAUGAGUGCCUGCUUCGUACUAUAGUUUAGAUGUACUUUUACGGACUAGAAUUUAAGCAUUUUCAUCGACACAACGAAGAAUCGUGUGCAUGCUGUUCUAUAUGACGAUGUAGUCUCGUUACUUUGAUGAAUCAUAUAAAAUUACAAUUUGUAUGGAGGUAAUUGUGGGAAUUUUGUACACAGAAAGUACAAUGCAGUACGGUGGCAAUACUACCUACGUAUAAAAGAUCGUCCACUUAUGUAAUCAACGUCGAGGUACUUAGUAAAUCGAGAUCAUUGGUGACUGGCGGCCGAGCUGUCGCCUUCGAGUCCCGACAUUGUGCGCGCUCUAACUGCCAGUAACGCAAGACUCGUCUCAUAUACUACAGCACUAUGUAUGUAUUGACGCUACGCUAUUAUUGUAAGUUUAUAUACACAAAGGACACUUUUUUGAACAUUUUAUUAAUAUAA